This is a messenger RNA of Physeter macrocephalus (sperm whale), 8505 nucleotides long. RefSeq names its product RNA guanine-7 methyltransferase (gene RNMT). Gene Ontology annotation, biological process: 7-methylguanosine mRNA capping. Bases 125 to 1561 code for a protein of 478 amino acids. The record is from RefSeq and is a predicted model, not a curated record. Gene Ontology annotation, cellular component: nucleus. Gene Ontology annotation, molecular function: mRNA 5'-cap (guanine-N7-)-methyltransferase activity. NCBI's taxonomy places the organism in Eukaryota, Metazoa, Chordata, Mammalia, Artiodactyla, Physeteridae. The transcript is spliced from 11 exons.
CGUGACUCGCACUCUCCGGAAGUGACGUCACAGCGUGCGCGUGGCGCGGAGCCGCUUCCGCAAACAGAGUUGCGGAUGGCUGGACGUGUUAGUUCAUGAAGUUUUACCAUCUAAGUAAUCAAAAAUGGAAAAUUCUGCAAAAGCAGAGGAAUGUGAAAAGAUCUCUCAUGAAGAGGCAAAAACAUCAAUAGAUUCAGAAACAGAGUCUUCAUUCAUUGUUAAUGAAAACACAACCUCUCCUGGGACUGGGCUUUCUGAAAAGGCUCCUACUUGUGGGCAAGUAGACACUCCAAAAAAGAGAAAAAUGGAGUUUGAAGAUGAUCUUGUAAAGGAAAGUUCUAGUUGUGGGGAAGACACUCCAUCCAAGAAAAGAAAACUUGAUGCUGAAAUUGCCCCAGAGGAAAAAGGUUCUGGUGAUGAUGAAGGCAUUUCAAGGAAAAGAAGAAUGGAAAGUGAUGGUUUUCCAGAAAAUGAACCUACUGGAGAUGGCACUCAGAAAAGGAGAAAAAUAGAACUUGAAGAUGUUCCUGAAAAGCAAAAGAACUUGGAGGAAGGACACAGCUCAGCAGUGGCCGCUCACUACAAUGAACUCCAGGAAGUUGGUUUGGAGAAACGUAGCCAAAGUAGGAUUUUUUACCUAAGAAACUUCAAUAAUUGGAUGAAAAGUGUCCUCAUUGGAGAAUUUUUAGAAAAGGUGCGACUGAAAAAAAAACGUGAUAUCACUGUUUUGGACCUGGGAUGUGGUAAAGGUGGAGAUUUACUCAAGUGGAAAAAGGGAAGAAUUGACAAGCUAGUUUGUACUGAUAUUGCUGAUGUUUCUGUCAAACAGUGUCAGCAGCGGUACGAGGACAUGAAAAAUCGUUGUCGUGAUAAUGAAUAUAUUUUCAGUGCAGAAUUUAUAACUGCUGAUUGUUCAAAGGAACUUUUGAUUGAUAAGUUUCGUGACCCAGAAAUGUGCUUUGACAUCUGCAGUUGUCAGUUUGUCUGCCAUUACUCAUUCGAGUCCUAUGAGCAGGCUGACGUCAUGCUCAGAAAUGCAUGUGAGAGACUGAGCCCUGGAGGCUAUUUUAUUGGUACCACUCCCAAUAGCUUUGAAUUGAUAAGACGCCUUGAAGCUUCAGAAACAGAAUCAUUUGGAAAUGAAAUAUAUACUGUGAAAUUUCAGAAGAAAGGAGCUUAUCCUUUAUUUGGCUGCAAAUAUGACUUCAACUUGGAAGGUGUUGUGGAUGUCCCUGAAUUCUUGGUCUAUUUUCCAUUGCUAAAUGAAAUGGCGAAGAAGUACAAUAUGAAACUAGUCUACAAAAAAACAUUUCUGGAAUUCUAUGAGGAAAAGAUUAAGAACAAUGAAAAUAAAAUGCUGUUAAAACGAAUGCAGGCCCUGGAGCCAUAUCCUGCAAACGAGAAUUCCAAACUUGCAUCUGAGAAGGCGGAUGACUAUGAACAUGCAGCAAAGUACAUGAAGAACAGUCAAGUGAGGUUGCCAUUGGGAACCUUAAGUAAAUCAGAAUGGGAAGCUACAAAAGUGUACUAUCCAGUAGAAGAAACAGACAUAAAUGAGUGACUUCUGGGCACACUGUUUUACAUGCUGAAGUUCCUGUAAUGGGGAAAACAGAUGAAGGAGAGCUUAAUAAAAACUAGUGAAAUCUGGAAAAUAAUAAUAGUUGGUAUUACUGAGUGUUUAGCUUGGGCGCAGUUGCUGUUCGAAACUUUUCCUGUGUUAUGCCUCAUUUAAUCCUCACAGCUUUGUCAGUAGACUACUAUUAAUUCUGUCUUCUUUUCACAGAUAGGAAAGCAGGCAAAUAGCUUGGCUGAGGUCAGAGAGCCAGCCCAGGUGCUCCACACUCUCAGCCAUGGCCUCAUGGACACCCACGGAAAGGAAAAUUCUUAGGACUUGCUGAAUUGGAAAGAGAGGAAAAGGGAAGAAGGCACACUUUGAGCCAGUUUCAGAAUAUUGGUGCCCUCGGUAGAAAUGGGAUUGGAAGAUAUUAGAGACGUAAUCUCUGACAAACGUAGAAAUAUGUGCAGAAACCGACACAUUUCUUUGGUUUCCUUGGAGUGGAGAUACGCCAGUUACCUUAGAUGUCCCACCAAUCCCAAAGUGCCGUGUAACAGAACGACCUUGGUCAAAGAUCGUGAUGGUGGUGCUGGCUGCAGAUCAGCACUGUAUUUUUAUAUUAAACAUGGACUUCAGCAGUAAUAUACAAGUGAAGAAUUAGAUGCCCCCAGACAGUUGAAGAAGAGGUGGGUUAGAGAGGAGAAAAGCAAUAGGAAAGGAACAAUGGCCAAAGGGCAGCCAGGAUCAGUGUGUCAGGGUCUAUCUGCUCUGUGAUGAAUUAUAUUUUUCUGACCUGGAGGGCUUUGUGGGCUGGUGCCACAGUCUAAGAAUCUAUAUUUUAGACUCCUACUGGUCUAAUCAUUUAACUCGUAUUACCAGAGCCUGCUGCUCCUCUAGAAGAUGCUUUAAAUGUGGAAGAAAAGAGAAUUGUUGCUGAUCUGCUUUUAGAAGUGGUUUAAGUUUCUUUUGUUUAAAUCCCAGUUGAAAUGAUGGCACAGAAGGUAUUUUAUAUAAUUAGUGAGACUUCCAGAAUUUUUGAGUUAGAAAGGAGAGAAAGUUAUUCAUUGCUGAUCUGGAAUUAAGCACUGGUUUUAUAUGACCCUAGAUCCAGGCAGGUCAGGACUGCCAGGUUAUAUGCAGUGGGUAUAGAUGUGUUUGGGGUGGGUUUGGCAGGGUUUGCUCCAGAAAGAGCACUUGAGGUGCACGGCAGGCUCAGCAAUGCCGGCCUGUCCUGAGCCUCAGGACUUGCCAGUGAGUGCUUUAGGCGGCUCUGCUUCCUUCCCCUCAAGAAGAAUCCACAGUGUUGAUGAUCACCCUGCCUGUUUUCUCCCCAUCUGUCUGAUCUGCUGCCAGCCGUAUUUAUUUCUCCUAAAAGACUUGAGAGCUAGAGAAUGAGUGAAGAAUAGCAUGACCAGAAUGGUGUUAGGGGAGACUGCCGUAGUGCUCCUGUGCAGGCUGGGUUGGAGAGGCCGAGGACUCGAGGAGUGGGAGGCCUUUAUGUUGUCUGCCAUCCUUCAUCCGUCCCCUGUUCUACGGUUGACCCAAGGGGCGAGGCCUCCUCGUCACAUGGCUUCUUAUCUCGACUCACUGGGUGAAUGUUCUAGUGAACACCCUGAACAUUUUUGUGGUGUUUUGAGGAUUUGUCUUUUCAAUCGUUUUCAUAAUCAUAAAAUCUAUCAGUAUCUUUAAAGAAGAUAUAAUAAAUUUGAACUUCAGUGUGGUUCAGAAUUGGGAACUAUAGAUUCAUUUAGAUGUCUUUGAGUGAACACACAUCAAAGCCGGAAACCUUAUUUAAGGGAGAGUGCUCUUGGGGCUGGAACUGUCGAUUAUCAUGUGGCUUUUGGCUCACUUUCCUUACCAGGCCCUACAACACAACAGCUGGAUAAUUGGAUGAAUUUUAACAUGCAUGUUAUAUGUGUUCCUUACCAUUUUUAUUAGGGUUUUUUUCCCCUCCUGAGUAGCGAACUUAGAUUACCCCUGCACUCAUAGUAGUGCAAUUAUUCCAGGUAAAAAGAAUUAAAUCAUAAGGUUUUCCAGUUUUCAUUUUCUUUGCUUUUAUACUUCUUUUUUCCUUAAACGGUCAGUAGAGAUUUUUAGAGCUGUUAAAUUGGUUUUCUCCAAGGCUGUGAUGUCACUAUUACAGUAAGUGGAUACUUGUUUUCAAGUAAGUAGUUAUGAUCCCAUAUCUGCCUAAGUAUGACUCAGAAUUAUUGAAGAACUCCUAGAAAUAAUGGAAUUUUUCCUUUUCAAAAGCUGCUUGAGAAUUUUCACCAAAUUAUGAACAAGACGGAGAUUGUUGCCCUGAGGAUGUGAGAAACCAACCUCUAACUUUUGUUUGUUUUCUUUUCAGGUAUUUACUUGGUUUUUGCAUUUGAGAAGCAGCAGUGAGCACAUCACAUAUGCAGUAGCACCAGAACAGCUGUGUUCUUUCUUGUACAGAUUUGAAUGGUCCAUCUUCCAUAGAUCUGACAUCCUUGUUUAAUUUAAUUAUUCUCAACAUGCAGGAUGCUGCUGGAAACUACAGUGUAUAAAUUCAACAUUUGCUGUCUGUGACAGAUGAACUUUGUGUGUGUAUAUAAGAGUGAGUCGGGACCCUUGUCUUUAAAAAUCUAUUUUUAAGUAAUGUUCUAAGAAUUCCAUUUGCCUCCACUCUCUUAGCUCAUAAAAAUUAUAAAAUGACUUGUUAAAGCCUCUGAGUUCUUUCGCCAGUGCUCUGCUUUGUCCAGUGUUUAUUUAGAGUAUUAAAUUUAUUGCAGUUGUAGAAUUGGUGAGAGAGUGUACUGAUUCGAGGGUGUGUGUGCUUAUUUCCUUAGUUUCGUUAGUGUUUUUCAAGAUUAAAUUAAUUGCAUUCUGUACAAUUGAAUGUAAGUGUUCAAUAUAUAUUGCUAAAAUUAUAAGUUUAAAACUAAAUUUUAGAUGGUCAUAAAAGUUAAUUACCUAGAAUUUUACACUGUCCUCAUGUAAUGGUCUUAGUUUAUUCUAACCAGUUAUUAAAUUUCAUUAUAAAUAACAACUACUUCAUUUAUUAAUAUGAUGCAGUUUUAGAACUAGAUAGAACAUUUCAAAUUCCAGCAUAAAAUUGUUUGGAUUUGGGGAGCUUUCUCUUAAGAGUUUCUUACAAUAGCAAUUAAUGUUUCUAGUUAUCCAGGAUGUAAUUCAUAUCUUUACUGAACCAAAAUGCUGUAGGUGCUUUUCUCAACAUUUGGUGAACCUCUCCCAUGUGAAUCUGUUUGCACAUUUUCUUCAGCUUUAUAUAUGGAACUGCAGUUGGGGUGGCGGGGUGGGGAGUGGGCGGCAGCGUGGUGGUAAAGGAAGCUGACUGAGAGACUUCGGAGGAAUUCACCCUGAUGACGGGUCUGAGUUACGGGUGCUGCACGCUGUAGAUCCAUUACCCCCUUUGGCCCAGAAACAACCAGUACCUGCUCCUCUGUCACCACGUUGUACUUGGCACAGUGGGUCUGACGUCUCAUCCCCAUUUAGAAUUUGCAUGUGCCAUUUCAGAACCCUUAGAGUUGUCAGCCCUGGCUUCUUGUGUGACUCUUCGGAAACUGACACCAGUGUGAAUUGUUGUCCUUAAUUUAUCACCGUUUAAGAACUUGCCAGUUUUUUAUAUGUAGUGAAAAAUUUAAAGAGCAAAGUAGAGCAAUUUAUACAUGCUCCUUUAAAAAUCACUUAUUUCAUGCAUGGUUUUAAAAGACAUUUCUUUCUAUAAUUAUCCAGAGAACUUGUUAAAAAACUGUAGUCUCUUAAUUUGUUUAUGUGUGUUGAUUGUUCUUGGUGUUAGAGUAGCAGACCUUCUAGCAGGACAACACAGGUUACCUAACUUCUGUUCCUUCCACAAUCUGUCCAUCUCCAGACUGUUACCAGUUUACAAAAAUGGUCAUUUGCCUUAGUGGUGGUUCACCAUAAGUCAUUGGGGAAAAUAAAUAGUAGCACUUCUGCCUGGUGGCUGCCAUUCGCCAGCUGCGGUUUGGUGCUGGUGCUGGGGAGGUGGGGGUGGUGAGCUCUUGGUGUUACAUGCCCAGGUUCAUUUCAGUUCUGGGGGAGGUGCCAGAAAGUAUUGUGAUAGUUUGGGUAGAGUAUGAAAAACUUCUCUGUUACUUCCUACCACUGUCCUCAUGUAAUGGUCUUAGUUUAUUCUAAGCAAGUCAUAAGGCAUAUUUUUAACCUCCUGCUCUGUCCACUCCAUGGAUAAUUUGGGAGAGAGAAGAAUCCCCGAAGGGUGGAGUAAUUGUGAUGGCAAAACCAAGAGGAAAGGAAGGUGGGGUCCCCAGGCCUUUAUGGAUAGAAAGGUGCACAGAGAGCUGGAGUGAGCUCUCGGUCUGAGCGGGCUCUCGGUCUGAGCGGGCUGGCACGUGUGGAGGGGUGUGUGGAGCCUCGCCAGAGGGUGCGGCAUCCCAGCCGUUGCCCUUUGAGCUUUGGUGGCCUUGUUACCUUCUCUGCUCUUCCUCCCUGACGUCUCCUCUUAGGUAUCUGGGUAGUGAUUGAAGAAGAACUGCCAUCACCAGGGUAAAAGCUUGUGGGACUCCUCCACACACAUCUGCAGUCUAAAUAUUUGGUGAUUUUCUAUCCAAGACUAGUGGAAACUGUUAGGAGAGGUAGGAUGGCUUUUCAUUGUCCAGCCAGUGAUGUAAGCUGCUCCUGGAAGUGGCUCAAGGGCAUUUGCAGACCUGCCAUUCAGUUUGUCCUCUGGGGAUGAAAGUAAAAGUGAGAAUCAGCUACAGCAUUUGUGGAAAGAAAUCGUGAGGAAUAGGCUGGGAACCUGGCUGGUUGUGGCGUAACUGAGAGCACACAAAUGGAACUCUUUGGGCCUGGAAUCCAAUAAAGCAAGGGCCCCACGUAGCCAGUGUUCAGGGGAGAACCUGGCCGUUUCCCACUGCAUUCUAAGAGGAGUGUCCUAACCUGCGGGUGGUGACUGUGCAUUUGGGCCACCAAGCCUCCACUCCAGUGUGACUCCCCAGAGAAAUUUGCCUUCAGAGAGAGGAUUGAUUAGAGACUGUGACUUAAAUUAACUAAUCUUUGUGAUGACUCUGAAAGGUAGAUUAUCAGUACAGGGUUUCCUAACCUACCCCUCCCCAAACUUGGAAAUUGAGGAAGUAUGAUUGCUGCCUAAAUUCAUGUUAAUAGUAUUUAUAGGGCAUCAGAGCAGAGGGGUACAAGUGAGAUGGGCUUGGAGGUGGGAGUGAUGUGGAUCAGCAGAGGAGAGACCACAGAAGCAUUGUCAGCUGUCAGUUGUCCAGAUCUGCAGUCCCUUUAGCUCUUCUGGGUAUUUAUUCAGCCUGUCUUAGUUUAUUGCAUUAUGUUAUUUUGGUAAGUCUUCAAGUAUCCUAAUGAGGAUUUGGCUUCUUGUGCAAAUCUGCCUGUGGGGAAGAACUGCCAGUGUAAAUAUUCUAGCUACUGAACAUGAUUAAUGGGAACUGACUUUUGUUGUCUACUUCAGGUUUUCAAAGUAGAGGCCAGACCCAGGGACCACGGCCUUAUAAUAACAGUUGUACCAUAAUGCGCAUGGCCCUUUGGUCAAACAAGAAGCAUGGAUGUAUGAUAUCACCACCUCCCUGGUCGAUGUUACAUCAAAUGCUACACACCUGAUACGAAGUUUCUUCAUUUCUCACCCUCUGACAACAGCAUUUCUGAUUCUUUGAAGGCAGUCGAUAACAGUGGCUGAUGCAUGCAUUUAUUUAAUGAUAGACUUAUUUAGCAGAUAUACGUGGGACUGGGGCUGAGGCACAGCCAACUCUUCUCCACCUCAUGUCCUUCCCAAUUCUUCCUCCGUUCCCAUUUAGCCCUGGAGCAUGUGUGCCUGCUUCUCACUGCACUACCUAACAAGUAUAGGGCACACAGGAGUACUCUCCUGGGUUUGCCUGGCGAGACUUGGGUGAGCUCCAAAGCCCUCUGCUACCUAGACUUACCCUAGGCCAUGUGUUCUUGGGGACAGUAUACCCUGGGUAAAGCCAUGUUGACAGCUAACAUUUACUAAGUUCCUCCCUUAUGUCAGUCACUUUUCUAAAUGUAUUAUAUGUGAUCCUUACAACAACUGUAUGAGGAAAGCACCAUUAUCCCUGUUUUGAUGAUGAGGAAAUCGAGAGACAGAGAGGAUACAAAGUUGCCUAAGGCAAAGCCAAGAUUUGAACACCCCAUAACCCCCAGGUCGGGCCUGCACUCCAGUUGCACGUUACAUGCCUCCAGGGUGUUAGGCCUAGAGGACUCCUUGCUCAUCCGCUACCUGCAACUGGAAAAAUUAACUAUUGGAGCUCCAUCCUUUGGGUGUAAAGCUUUGAUACUUAUUUAAAUGUUCCCUGAGAGGAGCAUUUACUCCUGAGUAAGGAUUUGGGGCAGAGAGAGCAGGAGGGCCCUUGAGUGUACUAGGGAGGAGGGUAAAAAGGGAAUAAUUCAUAGGCAGGAAGGCAAAGGUUUAAACUGGGAUUUCACAUUUUGGUAGGCCUACUCCUUUAGCAGCCAGACCUAGAGCAAAUCUAGUUUGUAUGUUAGGGGCUGACACUGUUUGGAAGUGGCAGGCAGGAGUUGAGAGGAUGGCCGAGAGGAAUCAUCUCUUCAGUCUGAGUUGAUUAUCCAGGCAGAGGCACAUUAUUUUGUUUUAACUUUUUAUUGAAGAGUAACAUAUAUAUUAAAAAGUUGGUGUUUUUCGCAAAUGGAAAACACGCAUAUAGUCAGCACCCAUAUCAAACAGUAUUACCAGCUCCCCAGAAGCCCCUGCUGCCCCCUUCCAGUAGCUGCCUCCCAAGGGUAACCACUAUCUCAACUUCUAAGAGCAUAGGUUACUUUUGUCUGGUUUUGGAUGUUAUAUGAAAAGAAUCAAACUAUGUAUUCUUUUGUACUGGCUUAUUUGGUCGACAGUAUAUGAAAUUUUUGUUGCAUGUAUUUGUACAUGGUUCUUUUUCAUGGCUGUAUAGUAUUCCAUGGUGUGAAUAAACCACAUGUUAUUUAUCCAA